AUGUUCAAUUCGAAGAGACCGUGUGUACGUAAAGAUUGUCCAUUAGCACAACGUACUGUUAGGGAUGGAGAUUUAAUAGGGAUAAACUAUCCAUUACGUUCUCCAUCCAGCACCAACAUUCAUCCGAAUGCUCGAUGGCAACAGAAUGGUAUCACUGUAGCUGGAGGAAAUCGACAAGGCAAUGGAGUCAAUCAACUCUCAGACCCAUUGGGUUUGUAUGUUGAUGAUGAUCAAACAAUCUAUGUUGCUGAAUGGUCGAAUCAUCGUAUUAUGGAAUGGAAACGAGGUGCAACGAGUGGCCAAGUGGUUGCCGGUGGAAAUGGACAAGGAAGUGGAGAUCAUCAAUUGUCUAACCCAAGAGAUGUGAUUAUCGACAAAGAGAGAGAUAGUCUCAUCAUCUGCGAUCGUUCGAAUAGAAGAGUGGUUCGAUGGCCUCGUCGAAAUGGGACAAAUGGAGAAACAAUCAUCUCCAACAUCCGUUGUUGGGGUUUGACAAUGGACGAGAAUGGAUCUCUCUAUGUCACUGACUUUGGAAAAAAUGAAGUGAGACGAUAUCGAAGAGGAGAAUCUCAAGGAACAGUGGUUGCAGGUGGCAAUGGACGUGGAAAUCGUCUCGAUCAACUCUUUGCCCCAAACUACGUAUUCGUCGAUCGAGAUCAUUCAGUGUACGUAACUGAAUGGGACAAUCAUCGUGUGAUGAAAUGGAUGGAAGGUGCAAAACAAGGCAUUGUCGUGGCUGGUGGUCAAGGAAAAGGAAAUGGUCUUACACAAUUGUCAUCUCCAGAAGGAGUCGUUGUCGAUCAAUUGGGCACUGUCUAUGUGGCUGAUCGAGGAAAUGAUCGAAUCAUGCGUUGGCCUAAAGGAGCCACACAAGGAAGUGUCAUUGUUGGUGGAAACGGUAGUGGAGAACAAUCGAACCAACUCAAUUGGCCCGUCGGUUUAUCAUUCGAUCGACACGGUAAUCUAUAUGUCGUCGAUAAGGAAAAACAACGAGUCCAAAAAUUCGAACUUCUAUCCAAUCCGAAGUAAACCGAAAAAAUGGAAAAUAACAUUCGAAACAAAACUUUCAUGAAAUGACUCACCCAAUU
Molecule: messenger RNA, 1088 nt
Organism: Rotaria sp. Silwood1
Lineage: Eukaryota; Metazoa; Rotifera; Eurotatoria; Philodinida; Philodinidae
Source: the annotation of a GenBank genome assembly